GAACCACUAAUUGAACUUUUUCUGAAUGAAAAGACAACUCUAAAAUCUAGGCAACCCAAAAGAAAAGUUGUGUAAAAGAAACGUGUAUUAAUUUAAAGUACACGUACACAGCAUGUCGAACAACGAUGUCGCCGUGCCGGCGGCAGACGAAGCGCCGGUGGUUGGUGCCGAGGGUCAACAGCAGCAGCAACAACAACCAACGCGAAUGGAAUCUUUUUUUGCCAUGACCAAAUCUCUGAUUCUGCGGGCGCUAAUCAUUUAUUUUGUAAGUUCAUUCUUCCGGAAACCGCAGCCAAACGCUGGCCAAGACAGUGCUGUGGCCAAUGCCGGGCCGAAAAUAACCGCAUGGAAUUAUUUCGAGAAUGGCACAGACUUUGACUUGCAUGUGUGGCUGUCGGAGCAGCCGGAUGUGGUUAAUUUCCAACAAAAAGCAAAUCUGUUGUGGCUGCAGGAGGACCUCACUUAUGGAGAUUGGAUGUCCGGUCCCACAGGCAAUGGCAUUUACACACACAACCUCAAGAUCAAAGCGAGCCCGCAUUUAAUGAACAAUGGCAGCAUUUAUCUGCAUGCAUUCGUAACGCGUGCCGGAGAAAGUCCCGAUCCUCAAUCCCCGAAAUACUCACGUAAUGGCCACAUGGGCCAUCAGCAGCAUCAGCUGAAUAAGUUUAAGAAGCUACGCGUCAAUCGCAAUUACAAUUUAUUGGCGAGCGAAAAGGAGAAACUGGAGCACGAGCUCAAGCACGCUAAUCUUAAGGAUCAGAUUGUAUCUCACUGGCAUCCCAACCUGACCGUCAACUUGGUGGUUGAUCAGACGAACUGGGCACAGGGCAGUGUCCCGGCUCCCUUGGAUGAGUAUGUGAAGUUCGUGGAUGGCGGCAAGACGUAUUUGCCCAUUGUGUUUGUCAACGAUUACUGGAACUUGCAGCGGGAAUAUCAACCCAUUAACCAAUCUACACCUGAGCUGGAUCUGCACUUGACCUUUCAACCCUUGGGCAUGUUCAAGUGGCAGCUUUAUGCCGCCAAGCAAAUGAAAAGCAAAUGGGCUGGCAAUGUCUUGGGUGAAAUAAUGGCAGCUGGUGCUCCAGAGGAAUCCGACGAGGAUCAAGACUCACUGAAGGAAACUCUGCUGGACACAAACAUUUAUCUGCUGGGUAUCACAGUGGCCGUAUCCAUAUUGCAUUCGGUAUUUGAGCUGCUCGCCUUUAAGAAUGACAUACAGUUUUGGAACAAUCGUCAAUCCCUUGAAGGUCUAUCCGUUCGAUCCGUCUUCUUUGGGGUAUUCCAGUCACUUAUCAUCCUGUUAUAUGUGCUGGAUAAUGAAACGAACUUUAUGAUACGCAUUUCAUGCUUUGUGGGACUCGGCAUUGAGGUGUGGAAAAUCCACAAGGUGGUGAAUGUCAACUACAACAACCAGGAUAAAGUUUUGGGCAUCCUUCCGCGCAUCAGCUUCACGGACAAGGGUUCGUAUUCCGAGAGCUCCACCAAGGAGUAUGACAAAUUGGCAUUUAAAUAUCUGGGCUGGGCUUGUUUCCCACUGCUUAUUGGAUACUUCAUCUAUUCCUUGAUCUAUAAUGAGCACAAGGGCUGGUAUUCCUUUGCUCUGAAUAUGCUGUACAGCUACCUGCUGACCUUUGGAUUCAUUUUGAUGACACCUCAGCUCUUCAUUAACUAUAAACUGAAGUCAGUUGCCCAUCUGCCAUGGCGCAUGAUGACCUACAAAUUCCUUAACACAUUCAUCGACGACAUCUUCGCCUUUGUCAUCAAAAUGCCGACCAUGUACCGUAUUGGAUGCUUCCGCGACGACAUCAUUUUCUUCGUGUUCCUCUAUCAGCGCUGGCAGUAUCGCGUUGAUCUGAAGCGCGUCAAUGAGUUUGGCUUCUCUGGAGAAAUGGAGGAGCAAGCCGCUGGCAAAAAGAACGCUAUUGAAGGCGCCAUUGAGGAUGUGCCCAAGGACAACAGCUCCACAGCUUCAUCUUCCUCCAACAACAAGGCAACGCCAAAUGCGACGCCGACCAAAAAGACAGCUGCACAAAAGAAGAAGGAUUAGAUAGCCCCGUGCAUCCGUAGAAUAUGCAUUAGAACAAUUUAAAAAGAAAACUAAAGAAACCAAGUAUAAUGUUAUAAUCAUAUACUCCAUUUGUGUGUAUGUAUCUUAUGUAUGUAUGUAUAUGCAAAACUAAAUAAUCACUUUCAGUAUACAUAUAGCAACGGUAAAGCAGCCGUAGAAUAGCGAACCUACAUAUAUAUUUUAGUGGUAAUUUGUAUGUGUAUUUUGUUUGUUUUAGGGCCUACAAUGGUCCAUAGCAUUGGCCAUUGAAAUAAAUUCAGUGUGAGAAGUAUAUCUCUUUAA
Molecule: messenger RNA, 2350 nt
Organism: Drosophila innubila
Lineage: Eukaryota; Metazoa; Arthropoda; Insecta; Diptera; Drosophilidae
Product: cleft lip and palate transmembrane protein 1 homolog
Exons: 2
Coding region: 113-2047 (644 amino acids)
Cellular component (GO): membrane; endomembrane system
Source: RefSeq, a predicted model, not a curated record